GAAAAAUGAAGAGUCGAUCCCUCACCACCAGUUGACGUAAGCAAAAAGUGUGUACAAAGCUAACUGUUGCAGCAGUUAUUUUGAAAUAAUAAUGAUUUAUUUGUCUUGGUGAUAAUAAUGGUGGAAAAUAUGAAAUAAUAUUUUAUUGAAAAGCAAAGUUUCAUUUCAUUUUAUAACUCUUUUCAUUUUUCGUUUCUUUACUCCGGCCACAAAAUGAAUGCCUUUUUUUCCUAUCUUCAUUUAAUGAAAUUUGAUUUUUGUAUUUUCAUUUUCUUUUCUUCAUCUGUUAUUCAAGACAUGAUUAUGACUCAAUUAGUCGAGGAUAAAGUGUGCUUAAAUCAUCUUAAAUUGGACGACAGUUUUUGUGCAAACUUUACAUCUUAUCCUGAUUCAAGUGAAACUCAAGAGAUACUUCGAGUUGCCAAUUCGUUUAAGAACUGGCAAUUUGUUUUCCACAGUAUUCCAUCUUUGAUAAUGUCCUUUUUCAUUGGCUAUUGGCUUGGAAAUUAUCCGAAACACUUCAAGAUUUUCAUCAUUCCAGUCUUUAUUGGGUGCAUUUUCAAGACUCUUGUAGUGUUGAUCAACCUUUUCAUGUUCACUGCUCCAUGGUGGGCUUUGCUGAUAGCAGAUUCACUUUAUUCCUUCUGUGGUGGUGGAUUCUUUUUAUUCAGUGCCAUUUAUUCCUCAAUUUCAUGGGGAACACCAAGUCAUCUUGUAAUCGUACGAUUUGCUGUCAUUGAAUUUUUCGUCAAAAUUGCAAUACUUGGCUCAAGUUAUUCAAGUGGUUUGAUUCUUGCAAUGGACCCAUGGAUCGGCGGUCAGCGGAAAAAUUUUGUCGGAGUUUUGUUGAUCAAUUUGUCCAUUUACUUGUUUGGAUUGAUUUAUGCAAUUUUCAUGAAAACGAGUUUUAUUGUUGAUAAAAAUCCUGAAAAAGAUGAUGCAUCUUUUAUUGAAGCUGUUAAGGAUGUUUUCCGUCUAUCAAGAGCCAAAAAAUGUUUAACUAUUUUUGCCAUUAAAAGACCGAAUCAUGGUCGGCUUCGAUUGAUACUGCUGGUUACUUCAGGAGCAAUUUGUAAUGCAGCAAUCAACAGUGAAGACAGUAUUGCCUACCAGUUUGCCCAGCGUGUUUAUGGACUGACUGAGGAAUCUUAUACAUCAAUGUUGACCCUUGUUUACAUACCACUGGCUAUUGCUACUCCAAUUACGCCUUCGAUUCUCAAACUUUUAGACCUUUCAGAUUCAAGUAUCGCUAUUCUCGGAUGUUUAUCCUUGUCGAUAUUUUUCAUUGUUAGAGGCAUCUUUUUAUCUCUCAAAGGCUACAUUGCUGGAUAUGUUAUGGGUACAUUUGCACGACUUUCAAUGGUUGCUAUUCGAAGUCUUAUCCUAUCUUCUGUCGAUUCAACUGAAUCGGCUCAGAUUUUUACUCUAUCCACUGCUUCUGAAGUGUUUGUUGGAUUAGCUGCUAAUCUUAUGUAUACAUCAGUAUUCAGUUUAACAAUUGCACAUCAACCCGGAGCUGUGAUGCUUUUGGUUGGUCUUAUUAUAUUAUUUCCAUUAGCUGUUAGCUGUUGGAUAAGAUUUGGACAAAAACAAGUGAUACAAUGUAUUUCAAGUGACAGUUACAGUGUAGAGACUCAAUUAAGAUCCCAAAACGUGAUUACUUUAUCCGACCAAAAAACAACUUAGUUUUAUUUUUAAAAUACUUGAUCGAUGAUCCAACUGGACUGAUAAUUACACUUGAUUCCCUCGACAAUAAAGACAAUAUAUAAAGUCAAAACAUGAAAUUUUUGCGUAAAAGUUGUGAACAAACCAACAGGAUUCUAAGGAAAAUUUACACUGUCUGAAAGUUUUGAUUAAACUACAUCCAUAAAAUUAGUCAUAGCAUUAUCGAAAUUCAGGUUACUGAGAAAUUCAAGUUUGAACAGGUGAAGAAAAAAAUGCAGAAUCCGUUUCAAUUGUCAAAAUACAAUGAGUACUAUUGACUUUGAGAGAAAAGUUUUUUGUUUAUUCAGGUUGAUGAUUUAUUAUUUCAUUAGGAGAACACCUUAAUCCAUUUGGUUUGGACUAGCAAAGAUGACUGAUUGAAGAGGUUGUAAUACAUUGUAUAAUUAACCUAGAUGUAACACUUUCAGUCAUUAGUAAUGGUAUUUAAAAGUUAACCCCUUCAAUUGAUGACAUGAAAAAGCUACUUCGUAACCGUAGAUCUGUUUAGACUUGAAAUUGGUACAAAAAUUGAACGAAAAGCUGCAAGUCCUAACUCUUUGUCAAACAUCCUUUGUCACUUAUUUGUAUCGAUUUAACAUGAAAUUUGCCGAAUCAAAUCUUACCUUCCCUAGUAAGAGGUUUAUAUUCAUCCUUUUUGCUUGUAAACCCUCCCUUGAGCCUUUGACCAAUAAAGCUUUACUUUAAACGCUUAAA
Molecule: messenger RNA, 2418 nt
Organism: Tetranychus urticae (two-spotted spider mite)
Lineage: Eukaryota; Metazoa; Arthropoda; Arachnida; Trombidiformes; Tetranychidae
Biological process (GO): transmembrane transport
Cellular component (GO): membrane
Molecular function (GO): transmembrane transporter activity
Source: RefSeq, a predicted model, not a curated record